CGGACCCGCUCGUCUUCCUUAUUGCCAACAUGGGAUUCUGGACAGCAUUCUUAACAACCCUCGGGAUCGUCCGUCGGAGGGUCUCAAUUCUCAUACUCGGCCUCGACAACAGCGGCAAAACGACCAUCAUCGCUCACUUCAUUCGUGCAUCAUCAGUACCUGCAGCCCCCUCUCCAACCUCGCCGCCCCCCAUUGUUCCGACCGUCGGCUUUUCCUUGGAGAAAUUUGACUACGAGAACUUGAACUUUACUGUCUUUGACAUGUCGGGACAGGGCCGAUAUCGAGAGCUUUGGAAACAUUACUAUGAUGACACGGAUGGACUAGUCUGGGUUUUGGAUGCUGGGGAUAAGGAAAGGAUGGCGGUGGUUCGUGAAGAAUUAUGGAGUGUUUUGAGUCAUAAAGCUUUGCAGCAAAAGAAGAUUCCCAUAGUCUUUUUUGCCAAUAAAAUGGAUCUGGAGGGUUCUCUGACACCGCAAGAAUGCAUUGCCGCGUUGGGAUUAGAGGAAAUCAGGGACCGUAAUUGGAACAUUGUUGCAUCAAGUGCCGUGAAUGGAGAAGGACUAAAUAGAGGGCUCGAAUGGUUGGCAGGUCAGCUUAAAGAACGAUAACCUGGCAAGCGGAAUCAGAUACGAAAACAUGAUCGAAGAUAUAUUGUACAAGAUGAGGCUCUAACCCCAAUGAGUUUACGUGAUUUAUAACAGGCAAGCACAAACAUUACGUAUCUAAUCGUCCCCUAGGACAAAUUCCACACCAUCCUCUCGCACUCUAUGAUCACGCGAUUCCAUAUGUGGUGGCCCAAAAGCAUUGUGAGAUUCGCCACUACUUUUCCCGGGGGCGUCGGCUUCUAUUAUGUCUUCGCGAACGACAAAAUUCUGGUCGUAAUCAAUGUCGGCCUUAACUCCUCGGGCAUCUCUGAGAAAGUCGAGAAGCUCGUUGGCGCCCUCAAGGGAUCUGAAAACCAAGUCCCAGUAGCGUUCAUUGGGAGGGGUAGGCGCGGUGGUCGAGGGUGGUCUAUUGGGCAUAGCCAUCGACUCUGUAGUUAAAUCCUCGCCUGCCUGGGG
This is a messenger RNA of Spizellomyces punctatus DAOM BR117, 1061 nucleotides long. RefSeq names its product small GTP-binding protein domain. Lineage: Eukaryota; Fungi; Chytridiomycota; Chytridiomycetes; Spizellomycetales; Spizellomycetaceae. The transcript is spliced from 4 exons. Gene Ontology annotation, cellular component: axoneme; cytoplasm. The record is from RefSeq and is a predicted model, not a curated record. Gene Ontology annotation, biological process: vesicle-mediated transport; intracellular protein transport; cilium assembly. The coding region runs from base 30 to 608 and encodes 192 amino acids. Gene Ontology annotation, molecular function: GTPase activity; GTP binding.